Molecule: messenger RNA, 1252 nt
Organism: Boleophthalmus pectinirostris (great blue-spotted mudskipper)
Lineage: Eukaryota; Metazoa; Chordata; Actinopteri; Gobiiformes; Gobiidae
Gene: pou3f2b
Product: POU class 3 homeobox 2b
Exons: 1
Coding region: 128-1252 (374 amino acids)
Biological process (GO): brain development; regulation of transcription by RNA polymerase II
Cellular component (GO): nucleus
Molecular function (GO): RNA polymerase II cis-regulatory region sequence-specific DNA binding; DNA-binding transcription factor activity, RNA polymerase II-specific
Source: RefSeq, a predicted model, not a curated record
GGUGGGGCUCGGUCCAGGUGCGCCUUGGCGUCCGCUUGGCAGAGCGCCUGGGAGCCGCCUGUGGCAGAGAGGCUCUGUCAAAUGCGACGCGGCUUCCGUAAGAGCAAGCAGUCCGGCUCCGGGAGUCAUGGCGACCGCAGCGUCUAACCACUACAGCAUCCUCACGUCCAGCGCGUCCAUCGUGCACGCGGAGCCCGGCGGCAUGCAGCAAGCCACGGCGUACCGGGACGCACAAAGCCUGUUGCAGGGCGACUACCCGCUGCAGACCAACAGCCACGCGCUGAGCCACGCGCACCAGUGGAUCACGGCACUGUCCCACGGAGAGGCUACACCGUGGGCAGAACAGGACAUCAAGCCCACGGUGCAGGGUGCCAGAGAGGACAUGCACAACAACAGUUCCAGUGGCAACCUGCAGCAUCAAACGCGCCACCUGGUGCAUCACGGGAACCAUCACGAUGCGCGCGCGUGGAGGACCACUACCGCGGCACACAUCCCGAGCAUGGCGAGCACAAACGGUCAGAGCUUGAUCUACUCCCAGCCGGGCUUUAGUGUCAACGGGCUUUUGCCGGGCAGUGGUCAGGCUAUGUCCCACCACAGCAGCCUCCGAGACGGUCAUGAAGAGCACCACAGCCCGCAUCUCAGCGAGCACUCGCACGCGCAGUCCCAACAUCAGCACCAGCACCGGCCGCAGAGCCACCACGAACACUCAGACGAGGACACGCCGACGUCAGAUGACUUGGAACAGUUUGCCAAACAGUUCAAACAGCGCAGGAUCAAGCUUGGCUUCACGCAGGCGGACGUGGGUCUUGCACUCGGAACUCUGUACGGAAAUGUGUUUUCCCAGACCACUAUCUGCAGGUUUGAGGCCCUGCAGCUCAGCUUCAAAAACAUGUGCAAGCUCAAGCCUCUGUUGAACAAGUGGCUGGAAGAGGCGGACUCUACGUCGGGCAGCCCCACGAGCUUAGACAAAAUAGCAGCGCAAGGAAGGAAACGAAAAAAACGGACUUCGAUUGAGGUAAGCGUAAAAGGAGCUUUGGAGAGCCAUUUUCUGAAGUGCCCAAAACCAGCAGCGUCGGAAAUUAUCUCCCUGGCGGACAGUCUUCACUUGGAGAAAGAAGUAGUUCGGGUUUGGUUUUGUAACAGGAGACAGAAAGAGAAACGCAUGACGCCCCCGGGAGGAGCGCUGCCCGGGAGCGAGGAUGUGUACGGGGACACGCCACCGCACCAUGGGGUCCAGACCCCGGUCCAGUGA